CUCUUCACGUGGUCCUUCACAACAUUUACGAUCCGAUGAGCUGUGUGCUCCUGCUCCGAUGAAGUGUGACAGCAAGGAGAUCUUCGAUUAACAUUAACAUUCUCGAGAGGGGAUUCUGGUUCUUUCCUGAAGAUUAUGAAACAAAAAAGUGUUAACGUUAACGGUUUUCAUGGAUUGCAAAUGAGCAUGACAAAUUUUGCCCAGCAUGCAUGUUAUGCAUUACAAAUUUGGGCACGUUUUGUGAUGCUGUAUUGCAUCACAAAUUCCGUUAACGUUAACACUUUUUCCUGUGAUAAAGAUGUAUCCAGGCAAACGGUAUCCAAAAACGCCCCCUGGUGCGUUUUUUGGAAGCAACAAAAAGAAGAAGAACGACAAAAAAACCGUCCUGCUACCCAAAGACGACACUAAGGUCGGCAGAGAGAAUAAGCUGAAUGCUCGAGACGAAGGGGAAAACGGAAUGGCAGUUGCGGGACGUCCACGUCCUGCUCCGGCAGUAGUAAACAGGGGUGAUUUAUUGUCAUCCGAUGCUUGUUUAAGCCCAAUCAACCGCGAAAUACAACUACAGUCGAAAAAUUCGUCAAACAAGAUCGCGGUUUUUGAGAAGUACCGGCUGCAGAAGGAGAAGCAGAAAAUGAACAGGGAGGUCGAGGUAUAGUUUUUGACUUUUGUGCAUCAGUCUGUGCUGCAUUUGAUGUUUGUCAUGCUAGAGACGAGUGUUUUGCAGUCCAGACAGUAUCAUGCGGAUCAUCUUUUUCAGUAUCAGUAUAAAGAAAAGUGCAACGAAAAACAAAAAAUACAUCCACAGCUGUUUGGCCACGGACCAGGAAUAAACGCGGGAUUGCCAUCCUCUUCGUCUUCCGCCCUCGCUGGAAGUAAAAGUAAACGCGUAGGACCUCCCAGACGCGUUUGCAAUACACAACAAGAAGAGCAGGGGCGGAAGUCUACUUGUGCCAAGAAUGUUGACGGCGCGCCAACAGUGUCGAAGAGGCAAGACCGUUCGUUGUCGUCCAAGUCCGUGUUUUUAUCCAGCCAUGCGAUGAUCCAGCAGGAGAGUGCUAGCGCGAGUUCCGGUGAUGCGAAACAGCAGCCCUUCUCCCGUUUUUCCUCUGUCAAUUCUGAAAACAAGAAGAACACCGAGAAGAGCGGGAAGUUGGCGAAGAACAACCCGGGCUUCACCCCUCCUUCUUCCAGCGCCAAGCGGAACAAGAAGUCCGGACCUGCCGCGACCUCAUCUUCUGCACAGAGGAACGGAGUCGCAAACCAUGGCUCUUCCUCUGCUAGUACGGGCAAAAAUUCUGGCGCCGGUAAUAGUAAACAGAAAAUACGCUUUUCCCCGAUUAAAGCCGCUGCUUCCUCGAGUGGCGCCGUCCGAAAAACGCCCUGGUCUUCCAAUACUGGUGCGCUUUUUGAAAUCAACAAAAAGAAGAAGAACGACAAAAAAACCGUCUUACUACCUCCCAACAAGCGUCUUCCUACCAAGAAACGGUCUCACAACAACUACCCGGCAAAUAACGACAAAAAAACCGUCCUACUACCCAAAGACGACACUAAGGUCGGCAGUACCAGUAAGAAGCAGAACUACCAUUCCCUGGCAACUACAUCUGCUGUUAACCCUGCUUCCUCUUCUUAUCAAAUGCAAAAGUGUCUGGGUCUGGAAACUUGUGAUGCUGGGUGGCGUAUCAUGAGGAGGCCACAAGUGCUGGCUCAGCAUGGCAAGUUUCUGAGCUUCUAGGUGUUGCCUAUUCUGCAUGACAAGCUGCGUUUCUGAAUGGCACAAAAGUGGCGCUCUUGGGUAACGUGCAUGACAGAUUUGAGAGUCAUGCCAGACAAGCAUGACAAACAUGCACUCUUCCAGACCCAGACAUUUUUACAUUUGAUACUUCUUCGGCCGCGGCUACUUUCCCGCCCGAACAGCAAUGGAGACUUGCAGUAUGACCUGUGCAUCAAAAGUUGUACCUGUACUAUCGCGCAUUUCGUUGCAUAGUAAAUUAGAGCUAGUACUACUGUCGUGACAACUACUCUACUAGUAGAAAUUCCUGCUUGAGGCAGCAUAUCAUGCAAAUAAUCCAUUUAACUUUAUUUCCCUUUAUUGAAAAAAUUGAAACAAAAUGCAAUAAAAAUUUUUUUCCACGACGACUCUGGUACGAUAGAAGGUUAUUUGCACCGUGCAUAAUAGCGACACUUGUGCCCUCCGCCUUCUGCUUUUGCGCCUCUAUCAACUGUAAAAAUGUCUGGGUCUGGAAGAAUGCAAGUUUGUCAUGCUUGUCUGGCGUGAUUCGAGAAUCUGUGUUGCAUAGGCACGAAAAACCCCUCUUACCUGUCAUGCAAAAACGCAGUGUGCCAUGCGGACUACGUAAGACAUGGCAACCAAAAAAUUUGUCAUGCAUAGCUGCGUACUGCAGUGCGUCUAUCAUUCAGUUUCGAGACCCACACGUUUUUACAUUUGAUAACCUCUGCCUUCUGCAUUUUCCACCUUCUGGCUUCGAGAUGAACGACCGCGGUCCAGCAUUUCUUAUCCCAUGAAAAAACUUUUUCACUGUGAUGGAUCUAUUGCAAGAUCUGCGUCACAAGUUUGCAACACAUGACACAGAAAAUUUGCCAUGCGCGUUCCCCAAGGGAUGAAAACAUGACUAAAAAGCCAUUGUGUUGCAGGUGUAGAAGCAGGACGAACACUUUGGCGCUUCGUUCUCUGCUGCAUCACAGGUUCACAGUGAAACAGUUUUUUCUUGCGAUGCUUCUGUUUCUUCCAGCAGUGUGGAGGUUCUCGAUCCAGAAUGUGAGGGUGGUUCUCGACCCGUUUCUGAUGGGGAAGAUAUGAAAUGCAAAAAUGUCUGGGUCUGGAAGAAAGCAUGUGUGUCAUGCUUGUCUGGCAUGACUCUUAAAUCUGUCAUGCACGUUACCCAAUAGCUCCACUUUUCUGUGAUGCAGGAAUGCAGUUUGUCAUGCAGAACAGGCAACACCUAGAAGCUCAGAAACUUGUCAUGCUGAGCCAGCACUUGUGGCCUCAUCAUGAGACGCCACCCAGCAUCACAAGUUUCCAGACCCAGACACUUUUACAUUUGAUAGAAGAAAAUGUUGAACAAGCGGGUCGUGGCACAACUCCGGCUCCUCCAGCGGCUGUAUUGUUCACAGAAGGUAAAAAAACUCCAGAUGUUUUGUCAACGUCCGAAUGCGGACUCUCCAAACGAGGACGACCGGUGCUCCUGCAAGAACCGGCCUACACGCCAGCACCCGAGGAACUAGGGGAGAACGAGGAAAACACGGUUGAGUUUGUGAAGAAGG
This is a messenger RNA of Amoebophrya sp. A120, 3282 nucleotides long. NCBI's taxonomy places the organism in Eukaryota, Dinophyceae, Syndiniales, Amoebophryaceae. The record is from the annotation of a GenBank genome assembly.